AUGGUUCGGACGCGAGUUUUUCAGGAAGACAUUUUAGGAACCGGCAAUAUCAAAAAUAUUGAUGUUAACGAUACCGAAGAGGAGGCAGAGGAUAUGGAGGAAGAGGAGGAAAAGGAAGCGGUGAAGGAGGAAGAGGAGAAGGAGGAAGAGGAGAAGGAGGAAGAGGAGAAGGAGGAAGAAGAGAAGGAGGAAGAAGAGAAGGAGGAAGAAGAGGAGACUGUACAGGGUGACGAGGCGGUUAUUCAAGGCACAUCUACAUUUUAUUUUGACAUUGAAUUUCAGACGAAACAAAGUACUUUGAAUAAUGGUGAAUUAUAUGUGGCCAAUUUGAUCGAGUUCUUUAAAUCAUUUAUACAACAAUUAUUACAAAUUGAAGUUGCAAAAAUUGAUAGAUUAGUAUUAGACGCUUCAGAUGCUAUGAAAUUCAGCAAACAUAUUAUUUUUCACAUGUAUGAGAUCUAG
This is a messenger RNA of Phymastichus coffea, 462 nucleotides long. Its product is annotated as histone H3.v1-like. The transcript is spliced from 4 exons. The record is from RefSeq and is a predicted model, not a curated record. NCBI's taxonomy places the organism in Eukaryota, Metazoa, Arthropoda, Insecta, Hymenoptera, Eulophidae. The coding region runs from base 1 to 462 and encodes 153 amino acids.